UGCUAGACAGGAUCUGGGGAAUUCUCUCCCACCAUUCAAUGUUUUAAAGUAUUCCCAAGCAGCCCCCACAGUUCUUCUGGGCAAUUCAAUCCGUCAGUCUGCUCCGUCAGCACGAUCACUCAUUUUCUUUUUUUCCAGAUUCCAGGCGUUGCAUUCCCCUUUUCCCUAAUUGCCGGCAAAGGGGAGAACUUCAGAGGGAGUAGGAUGAAAAACAAUGGCUGCAUUGUUAUGGUUAGUCCUCUUGAAGAGAAUAAACACCAGGUCAUUUUGUCGUUAAUGAAGGAAGUGAGAGUCAUAAAACCCCCAUGCUUACCCUCCUCCCCUUCCGUAAUAUGACAGAAUCCAGAAGAGAGUAAGAAUUGGUUUUAUAUCAGAGUAGGUAGAUAGAAAUGAAAUAUAAUUGGAAUCUGACAACAAUAUUUGAUAUAUAGGUUACUGCAAUUUAUCUGUUUGCAUGACAAAAUUGAAAGUCAAACUUUUUUUAAGCUUGGCACAUUAUAGGAAUGCAGCCUAUGAGCUUAAUAUAUGACUUAAUAUGUUAUGGGUAGUCCUCAACUUACAACUACAAUUGGAAUGGGAACUUCCAUCACUAAGCAAUGCAGUUGUUAAAUAAGUUGAGCCCGAUUUUACCACCAUUUUUGUUGCGUUCAUUAAGGAAAUCCAGCUUCCCCUAUUGACUUUACUUGCUGGAAGCUAAUGGGGAACAGUGAUCACAUGACCCUGGGAUGCUGCAACCAUCAGAAAUAGAAGCACUUGAAUUUUGAUCAUGUGAUUACAGGGAUAUUGUGAUGGUUGCAAGUGGGAGAUCUGGUCAUAAUUUUUUUCAGCAUUAUCAUAACUUCAAAUGAUUAUUAAACUAAUGGUCAUAAAUUGAAGAUUACCUGUAUUAGAAAACAGAAAUUUGGACUGAAUAAUUCUCAAUUCAAUUAAUUGAGGAUAAGCAUGUUGUUUAACCUCAGUCUUUACCUCCAGUCAAAUCCCAAAAUUUCUCACAGCUGCAUUGCAGGAAUACUGAAUUUUGCUAAUGGAACAGCUUUUUUUCACUUUGAGUAUCCUUUUGGAAAAACCUGUUACACAACUCUAUAGAAUUUCCCAACACACCAUAAUAUAUUACAGAAGAGGAAUGAGACUUAAUAGAGAAUUGUUUCUUUGCAGAAAUUCCUAAUUUGAUUCUGCAACAACCAAUGAUAAAUUGCUUAGGUGAAGCAAUUGAAAAGUAUGAAAGCUAUCAUACCAAUUCAAAACACUUCUGACCAUUUAAUGGUCAGAAAGCCAUACACAUAAGGAGUGAAUGUUUUAUACCCACAUAUGAAUUUUUGAAGCAUAUUAUGUCUCUUCCAGAUCAACUCACAACAAUCUUCUUAAAUUAGUUGGAUCGAGAGUGAACAGCUGACAAAAGUUGAAAUUUGAACAGUGUCUGAAAGAAGUCACCAGCCAUUAAAUGUUUCUAUUUGGACAUUAACCACAACUGCAAAAAGAAACACAUUAAAAAUCAGAAUUUUCCGAGUAUUUUACCAGGCUAAAGAAUUAGAAGGAGGAUGCUCGAUUCCCGAUAGAUGAUACAAUACAGCAGGACAUGAUCUUCAGUUCCAAUAGCCCCUUGGGGGUCAUUAAAACUAUAGUCACCGAUGCGCAGGCACCUCUAUUAAAAGACGAACCACAAAACAGUACAAUAUUUUUUAAGACUCAUUUUUUCCCUUGCCGUAGAUCUCCAAAUUCUCGCCCCGGGAGCAAACUCUAUUACCUCUGAAGCACAUACAAUAAUCUCUCGGCAAUAACUCUACAAGCGCCCUUUCCCUCCAGCCUAAAAAAUCCCAAAUGCGCCACACCCCGUGGAGCUCUCGUCAGCGGGUUUUCUAUUACGGGGACAUGACUCAAUGCUUCUGUCUUCCGUCGCUAGACAUCUUGGGGAGGGGGAGGUUAACAGACAUUCCGUUCGCCCUUUUCAUUGGAGGUCGAUAUCUAGCUGCUUCCAGGGAUUGGUUGGUCGGUUCCUGGAAGGCAGCCCCACAGCUUAGGGGUAGCGCAGUUCACUCUUGUUUUCGCUCAGUCCCCAACUUUGGGUUGUUGCUUUGCGGGUCUUAGUUAAAUAAACGGAGCUCCUAAGAGGGCAAGGAAAAACAAAGCGGAGAACGAAAAGAGGAAGGCGCUUUCUUGGCGCUCACCAGAGAGGCGUUGCAAAGUUUACCUCAAGACUUUGAAAGAGACAGCUAUUCAAAGGCCCUCGAUCGAUUAUGGGGAGACUCGCCCUUAGCCUCUCCUUAGCGCUUCUGCUGCUGGCGGUCCUUUGCAGAGGUGAUGGCUUCAACUUAGAAGAUGCCAUAGAUGGUGGCGAUGAUUCCAAAAAAACAACAGCACCACCUCCUCAGCCUAAACCUGGAAGUCAUGGCAACAGUGGGGGAUUUGAAGAUUCAGAUUUAUUAGAUGGUAACUUGCCACCUGAGAAUCCACAAUCAGGUGGGGACGAUUCUGGCUCCGCUGGAGCUAAAACAGUCCAAAGAACAAACUUCAGUGAUGCCGAGGACAUCCUUUCUCAAGUUCUCCAGAAGCUGGAUGACUUCUUCAAAAAAUGCUGCCUCCAAUCAAGCCUAACAAAAACAAAAGUAGCUACAUUCCAUGUCAGCAAUAGGUAUGCAAAUUACUAUCCUUCAGUGAAAUUCCAGAACUGUAUUUUACAAUGUAAUAAUUAUCCAAAGUACCUGGCAUAACACUGGAGAGAUCUGACAACACUUAGAAAAACAGCUGCAAAAUUGAAAACCUGCAACAAUUUACUGAACAGAC
This is a messenger RNA of Crotalus tigris (Tiger rattlesnake), 2781 nucleotides long. RefSeq names its product CD99 antigen-like. Bases 2235 to 2708 code for a protein of 157 amino acids. The transcript is spliced from 6 exons. NCBI's taxonomy places the organism in Eukaryota, Metazoa, Chordata, Lepidosauria, Squamata, Viperidae. The record is from RefSeq and is a predicted model, not a curated record. Gene Ontology annotation, biological process: T cell extravasation; homotypic cell-cell adhesion; positive regulation of neutrophil extravasation.